AUGGGCCGAGCGCGUCCUUACCAGUUGCCUCACCGCAACCACCCGUCUUGUCGGACUUCUUUGCCGCGCCACGAAGCAACCCGUCUCGUUGGACUUCUACGCCGCGCCACAGAGCAACCCGGCGACGCCGACCGCUUCGCCCCUCAGGUUUGUCGCCGUCUCUCGACUGUACAACCCGGUAGCAGCAGGUUCACAUGCAUGGCCCGCGCAGCUUCUCGCACAUUGCGACUCCGUCGACGCAUUGAAAUGAUCCGCCGUGCGUGCCUGUUACUGCCUCUAGCUUUCUUCUACUACUGGACCACCAUCCCCCAAGGCAUGCACCGUCAUUGGGGUGUCACGAGUGCGGCCGAUCUGCGGCUGGUUGACGUAGACGAGCGUCCUGUCACCAGCGGCAUAGCGAAUCUACAUAACCGAGUGGCAUCUAUCCCGUUAUUGGGUCGGUUUUACUUCAGCGAGGGUAUCCCAGGGUCUGUCACCAUCCUGGUAGACACUUACUAUGGUAUAUCGGUACGGCAGGGAGCAGCCAACGUGCCUAUCAACAUUUCCGCAGACAACUCCGCCCAGGCCGUGCUCUAUGCAUACAAAGUACCCGCAGCAGCCGACGCUCCUCAGCGCACUUGUAGGACCGACAUCGUCCGCAUGAACCGUAUCCCUGUCGGAUCAGCCCUUGAGCUGCUUCUCCUCUGA
This is a messenger RNA of Colletotrichum higginsianum IMI 349063, 687 nucleotides long. RefSeq lists its product as uncharacterized. The coding region runs from base 1 to 687 and encodes 228 amino acids. The transcript is spliced from 5 exons. Lineage: Eukaryota; Fungi; Ascomycota; Sordariomycetes; Glomerellales; Glomerellaceae. The record is from RefSeq and is a predicted model, not a curated record.